Messenger RNA from Salpingoeca rosetta, 2800 nucleotides. RefSeq lists its product as uncharacterized. The coding region runs from base 152 to 2473 and encodes 773 amino acids. Gene Ontology annotation, molecular function: protein binding; ATP binding; ATP-dependent protein folding chaperone. The transcript is spliced from 6 exons. The record is from RefSeq and is a predicted model, not a curated record. Gene Ontology annotation, biological process: protein folding. Lineage: Eukaryota; Choanoflagellata; Craspedida; Salpingoecidae. Gene Ontology annotation, cellular component: nucleus; cytosol.
CACAGGCGCUUCCAGAAACGCAGACGACCACCACAACCGCGACAACGUGCACACCCAUCCAUCCACACGACCUGCAUUCACCACAUCACAGCAGCACAUCGCACAUCGCACCAUCACCGGCCGGCAAGAAGCGAAAAGGAAAAACGCCACGAUGACAACAACGCAAGCGACCGCAGAGUGUGUUGGGAUUGACCUUGGCAGCGCCGCCAUCGUUGCAGGGCGCCUGCUUCCCAACGGCGCUGUCGACAUCCUCCUCACACCGACCGGCGGACGCGCAACCGCCCCAGCAGUGUCGUUCCAGGGGAAGCGGCGAUAUGUUGGCCAGGGUGCAAUGGACCUGGCCACCUCCAACAUGCGCAACACCAUCACAGACUGCAUCGAGGCCAUCGCCGGCGAGCAUGAGACCAGCGCCGACAACGCCCGCGCCCGCGACGGCAUCAUCGUGACGCGCGUCCCACACACGUGCGAGGACGACGGCACCGUCAAAUACACGGUGCAAUACGAGUUGAAGGAGGGCGAGGACCAAGCCACCUUCACGUCCACGGAGAUCCUGGCCAUGCUGCUGAUGGAGGCCACGGCAUCCCUGGACGCCACAUCCCCGCACACGAUUGUGCUCGCCAUCCCAGACGUGUACGACGACCAGGCACGCAAGCGGGUGGGCGAUGCGUGUGUCCUCGCCGCCGAGCUGAGCGGCAAGCCGCUGUCGUUCCACGUCGUCGGCAGCAGCGUGUGCCUGGCAGAGCGCUUCACGCAACGGUAUGCGGGCAAGGCGACCCCCAGCACCAGCAGUGAUGGCACUGCCAACGAUGGCGACGGCAACAACAACGACAACGACACAGAUGAUCACACCGAAUAUGUCAUGAUUGCUGACGUUGGCAAGGCGUUCAGCAGCGUGAGCGUUGGCCUACACGUCAAGGGGACGGGAGCACUGGAGCUGUUGCACACGAGCAGCCUUCGCUUCGGCUGCGACGACCUUGACGCCGCCCUGGCCAAACACGUGCUGGAACUGCUUGCACGCAAGAACGUGCAAGUGGACACGUCGAAGCGCGCCGGCCUGCGACUGUUGAAGGAGUGCGGUGCAGCCCGCAAGAUGCUCAGUGCCAACAAGUCGGCAACGGUGGUGCUGGAGGCCUUUGGGCCCAACGACGACAACUACCACUUUGACAUUUCACGCGACAUGUUUGAGUCUGUCUGCGCCACGGAGCUGCAACGCUUCAAGGCCGCUGUCACCGAAGCCAUGACGGUCAGUGGUGUUGCUGAUGAUGCGGCGGCGAAGGUGGACGGUGUUGAGCUGGUGGGCGGCGCCACUUGCAUCCCCAUGAUCCAGAACGCCCUCGUGGUCGCUGUUGGCGGUGAUGACAGCAAGCUGCGCUGCACGCUCGACCGCUCUGCCUGCGUCGCCAUUGGCGCGGCGUUGCUUGCAGGCAAGAUCGUCGCAGACGAGAAGAAGGAGCACAAGCAGGAGAAGAAGGAAGAAGGGCAAGUAGAUGACGACGACAACAAGGCUGACAAGGCAGCGGAGGGGGAUGCGGAAACACCAGCUGUCGAUGGGCUGGUGGCCCGUGUUGGUGGCGUGGCGCAGUGGUCAUCGGAUGACGCCAGCAAGAGCGACACCGUCGCCCGCCUCAAGCAAGUCAUCGACCAGGACGCUUUCAUGCGCAGGAUCAUGGAUGCGCGCAACACAUUGGAGGCGUAUGUGCUCAACGCCAAUUCCCUCGGCGACGGCCCGCACGGCAACCUGUUCAACCGCGAGCAGACGCAGCCCCUCCUCGACGAAGCGCUCGAGUGGAUCGACAGCGAUGCAGCGCACGAGACAACGACGCCCGAGCCGUUUGAGGAGCGGUAUGCGCAGCUGAAGGCCAAGGUCGAGGAGAUCAACGCAGACAUGUUCGCCAAGAUCGGGGCCGACGAGGAGGAGAAGGCAAGGCAGGCGAAGCAGGAGCAGGAGCAGUGGGUAAAAGACCGCGAAAACGAAGACAAGGAUGACCACGACUUCCGCAAGCUUCCAAAGGAGAAGCGCAUGCAACAGGUGAUGCGCAACAAGAACGAGGCGACGGAACUGUUCAAGGGCGGCAACUACGCCCACGCCACCGCGCGCUAUGCACGUGCACUGGCCCUCACUACCAAGUUCUUUGACCUCUCCCCAGACGACGAGAAGGAAGUCAACGACGUCAAGUGCGUGCUGAACCUGAACUUGGCCAUGUGCUACAUCAAGCAGUCUGCAUGGAAGAAAGCGCUUGCAUCAUGUGACGAGGCACUGGCCAUCAACAAGGACAGCGCCAAGGGAUGGUACAGGAAGGCGCUUGUCCUGGAGAACAUGAAGGACUAUGACCAGGCCGUGAAGGUGGCAAAGGAAGGGGCGCGCAUUGCACCGGAGGACGCUGCCAUGGCCAAGCUGCUGCGGCGCGUGGAGGCGAAGAAGACAAAGGCAAUGGAGCAGCAGAAGAAGCUCUUCUCCAAGAUGUUCGCUUGAUUCUCGCGCGAUGAACGCACAAUGAACGACGGGAGGUUAGGGGUCGUCGGGUAGAGGGUGUGUGUGUGUGUGUGUGUGUGUGUGUGUGUGUGUGUGUGUGUGUGUGUGUCCGUCUGUGUGUGUGUGUCUGUGUUGGGUUGUGGGCUAGUCAGUGGUGAUGUUAGGUGACGUGGAUCGCUUGCUGUAGAUCUGUGGCCCACUUGUCGUGAUGGUCAUCGAGAACUUUGGAUCGGAGAUGCCGCUUGUUCUGUUGUUUGGGUACACGCACGUACGUACAUGAGAAGUGGCGUAUGUUUGUGUUGCCUUGCUUUGUUCACCAGUCAGCCA